AUGGAACGUGAUAUGUAUCCUCGGCAGUGGGUACGAGGCUCAGUGGCCAUGGAACGUAAAAAGUUGGUUGCUCAAGGCUUGCUAAACAAAUAUGCUAAGCCAGGCGAAACUCCUCCCAUUCCUAGCUCUAUCCCUGCUCCCAAACGUGAAAGUAGUGCUCACUCAAAUUCCAUGGCAGUCGAAGAGCCAGAUGCUGACGUCUUUAAUGACUUAAGUUCGGACGACUCCAGUGAUGAUGUACAAGCUGCAGAACCCCAGAACGUGCUUAAGGUUGGCUCCUCCGAAAGUGACAGUGAUUAG
Molecule: messenger RNA, 300 nt
Organism: Dicrocoelium dendriticum
Lineage: Eukaryota; Metazoa; Platyhelminthes; Trematoda; Plagiorchiida; Dicrocoeliidae
Source: the annotation of a GenBank genome assembly